ACCUUGAUAUUUUGCUUUUCCCCAGGCUCCCUCAACCCUCCAACAUGUCCAGCAAGAAGACCAAGGCUAAGACCACCAAGAAGCGUCCUCAGAGGGCGACUUCCAAUGUGUUCGCCAUGUUUGACCAGUCCCAGAUUCAGGAGUUUAAGGAGGCUUUCAACAUGAUUGACCAAAACAGGGAUGGCUUCAUUGAUAAGGAAGAUCUGCAUGACAUGUUGGCCUCCAUGGGUAAGAACCCCUCUGACGAAUACUUAGAAGGCAUGAUGAGUGAAGCUCCCGGCCCUAUUAAUUUCACCAUGUUCCUGACUAUGUUUGGAGAGAAACUUAACGGCACUGACCCUGAGGAUGUGAUCAGGAACGCAUUUGCCUGUUUUGAUGAAGAAGGCACAGGUUUCAUCAAUGAGGACCAUUUACGUGAGCUCCUAACCACAAUGGGAGACCGUUUUACAGACGAGGAGGUGGAUGAGAUGUACAGAGAAGCACCAAUUGACAAGAAGGGCAACUUCAAUUAUGUAGAAUUCACCCGCAUCUUAAAACAUGGAGCCAAGGAUAAGGAUGACUAAAUGAUCAGCGAACCACGGUGUAUGGAUUGUAAAAUAUCAUCAUAGCAGCUAUAUGUUAAUUCCCCAUAAAACAGAUGUGGACAGUUGGCAAAAAAAUAAUCAAUUGUUUGAUUAGCAUUAGAGUCCAGGGUUGUCACAGUGAAGGGUCAGGGUAGGUGUUCCCAGCUGCCUCCGCAGCCCUUCUGUCAGAAAAGAAGGUACAAAAUGUGACUGAUAAGAUCAUUGCCAACCGCUGUCACUUUUGCUGCUCACUUGGAAAAUUAAUCUUAAUAUAUAACAUAAAUAAAUGGAUUUAUUAA
Bufo gargarizans (Asiatic toad) is the source of this 862-nucleotide messenger RNA. RefSeq names its product myosin light chain 9 (gene MYL9). The coding region runs from base 45 to 563 and encodes 172 amino acids. Gene Ontology annotation, molecular function: calcium ion binding. Gene Ontology annotation, biological process: myofibril assembly; platelet aggregation. The record is from RefSeq and is a predicted model, not a curated record. Gene Ontology annotation, cellular component: myofibril; cytoplasm; stress fiber. The transcript has 3 exons. NCBI's taxonomy places the organism in Eukaryota, Metazoa, Chordata, Amphibia, Anura, Bufonidae.